Trichophyton benhamiae CBS 112371 is the source of this 2247-nucleotide messenger RNA. RefSeq lists its product as uncharacterized. Bases 1 to 2247 code for a protein of 748 amino acids. The transcript is spliced from 4 exons. NCBI's taxonomy places the organism in Eukaryota, Fungi, Ascomycota, Eurotiomycetes, Onygenales, Arthrodermataceae. Gene Ontology annotation, molecular function: arginine-tRNA ligase activity; ATP binding. Gene Ontology annotation, cellular component: cytoplasm; mitochondrion. The record is from RefSeq and is a predicted model, not a curated record. Gene Ontology annotation, biological process: mitochondrial translation; arginyl-tRNA aminoacylation.
AUGCACCAGCAACUCCUUCGAAGCUCUUUAACUGUAUACUCCAGCAUAUUCAAGCCUCGAAUCGGCAUAUCAAGUUUCUCCAGCUACUGUCGGGUGCUACCACGCAACCUGGGCCGAAGUCGAACCCCACCACCAUACAUCGACAGGCGCGGGACGACUCUAUCAUUGACUACGGCUACUCGUCCGGUAUUAACCAUGGCUUCAGACGCUAUUCCUUCUAUUGCGAGUCUGUCGAUUCAGUCUGUUAGCUCGGAGGUGUCGAGUUAUCCCAAUUGCUACCCUGCUUUCAACCCGGUGGACAAGUACCGCGCGCAUAUCGCAGAGUUGGUCGCUGAAGCUUCAGGGCUGGAACCGGCGUUUGUCUAUACCAAAAUACUAUGGACAAAUAUGCUGGACAAAGGCGACUUGAUUCUCCCUAUAAAGGGCAAAAAGCCACAAGAAAUUGCGGCGGAUAUCGCUGCCAAAUUUCCGAAAUCCGACCUGAUUGAGCCACCAGUCGUCGUUGGUGCUCAUCUUCAGUUCUUUUACAGCCAUAGGCCUAUGACCGAAAACGUGAUCCGCUCGAUUUUGGCAAACAAAGACGCAUAUGGAAGCAAUCCAAACGUCGGUCUACGAGAUCAAAGAGAUGCGAGCAAAGGAAAGAAGAAACUCGUGGUGGAGUUCUCGUCUCCAAAUAUUGCGAAGCCUUUCCACGCCGGACAUCUUCGAAGUACCAUCAUUGGUGGAUUUAUCGCCAACCUAUACACAAUUCUAGGAUGGGAAGUUCUCAAAAUCAACUACCUUGGAGACUGGGGAAAGCAGUAUGGCCUGCUUGCCAGCGGAUACGAAAAGUAUGGCAGCGAAGAGGAGCUUCUGAAGGACCCCAUCAACCACCUGUUCGAGGUCUAUGUUAAGAUCAACCAAGAUGUAGCUGCACAGGAAGGCCCGAUAAAGGAGCUCAAGGAGCAGAUCAAGGCCAAAAAGGAGAAGAAUGAAGAUGUCACGGAGUUGGAGAAGCAGCUCGAGCCACUAGUCGAUGCAAGCUAUGAUGAGCAGGCCCGUCGAUACUUCAAGAGCAUGGAAGACGGAGAUGAGAAAGCACUUGAGCUGUGGCGGCGAUUCCGAGAUCUCAGUAUUGACAAGUACAAGCAGACAUAUGCUCGGCUGAACAUCGAUUUUGAUGUUUACUCUGGAGAGUCCCAAGUCAAGGACGAAAGCAUAAAGAAAUCCUACAAGGCCAUGGAGAACGCGGGUGUCUCGGAAAGCUCAGAAGGCGCUGUCAUCAUCGAUUUUGCAAAACACGGGGCAAAGAAGCUUGGAAAGGCCAUCGUGAUCCGAAAGGAUGGAACGCCGCUCUAUCUCACACGAGACAUUGCUGCUAUCGUUGAGCGAGACGACGAAUACCAGUUCGAUAAGAUGAUCUAUGUUGUAGCUGCUCAACAGGAGCUUCACCUUGCUCAGCUGUUCAAGACAACAGAGUUAGUUGGAAAAAAGGACCUGGCAAACCGUUGUGAGCAUAUCAGCUUCGGUAUGGUUAGGGGAAUGAGCACUCGAAAAGGAACGGUCAAGUUCCUGAACGAUAUUCUAAAGGAUGUUGGAGAAAAAAUGCACGAGGUCAUGCAAAAGAACCAAGCCAAGUAUGAGCAGAUCGAAGAUCCAGUGGCAACCGCCGAUGUUCUUGGAAUAACGUCAGUGAUGGUGCAGGAUAUGAGCGGUAAACGCCUUUUUCUUUUCUUUUCUUUUCUUUCUUUCUUUCUUUCUUUCUUUCUUUCUUUUUUUCUUUCUUUUUUUUUUUUUUUUGCCUUGUUCAUUGCCAUCUGGAGAGAAUUCAACCCAAGAAAUAGACGAAAGAUCAACGGGUAUGAGUUCAACCUAGAGAACAUGACCUCGUUCGAGGGUGACACAGGGCCAUACCUGCAAUACGCACACGCGCGUGUCUGCUCUGUGACCAGAAAGGCCGAGAUCAACCCGGAAGAGCUAGGCAGUGCAGACCUCAGUUUACUUACAGAGUCGCAUGCCGUCGACCUAGUCCGCCUACUCGCCCAGUGGCCGGACGUGGUAUUCAAUGCCUCCAAGACGCUGGAGCCUUGUACGAUACUGACAUAUUUGUUCCGAAUGACACACAUGCUGAGCUCCGGCUAUGAUGUCUUGAAGGUCGUGGGCAGCGAGCCGGAGGUGAAGAUGGCGAGAAUGGCGCUUUAUGAGUCCGCCCGUCAAGUCCUCCAUAAUGGCAUGCGGCUUCUGGGUUUGAACCCUGUCAAGCGGUGA